AUGUGCACCUACACGAAAGACGGACUCGGGCGGUUUCGCACGGCACAACCUGCAACUGGCUCUGCUCGCACGCUUGCAGAACUCGAUGUGGCCGAUCCGGACGAGAGCGAUGUCGACUUCAUCCUCUACGCCUUUGACUCUGCGUUACCUUAUCUAGCUUCAAUCGGCUCAGAAGCGCAAUGGGGCACGGAGCUGUUCUCACAAAAGCCAGAGAGGAGGAAGCAGUUCACAGAGUUCGUGCAGAAGAGCUACGACCUCAACGCCCGUCAAGAAGCGGACUCGAACGACGACUGUCCUUGGCAGCUCAUGACCCUCUUCGAAGUCAGAACGGAAGAUGACAAGUGGGUCAGGGUCGCAGCACAAGGCCUGUCGACGAGGUUCCCAGACUACGUACCCGAAAGCUUGGCGAGUAAAGAUCUGCGACAAGCAGGCGACUUCCUCUACCUCAAUUAUCUCAUCGCCGACCGAAGAAAGGGAGACUUGGCGAAAGGUUCUGCCCCACAUCUCAUCUCUUUUGCGGAACAGCAAUGUAGGAAACGUCAUAAGACGCCCUUCUACGGUGAUUGCUGGCGCGGCAACAAUGACGGGCUGCUAAAAUACUAUCAAAAGCUAGGCUUCAAUCCGAUUGGUCCUUUCGACGUCAAAGACAAGCAUGGGCCUGGCCUACCCUGGUUCGGCUACCUCUUCUCGAAGUCGAUCUCGCAAUAG
Messenger RNA from Kalmanozyma brasiliensis GHG001, 708 nucleotides. RefSeq names its product Acyl-CoA N-acyltransferase. The record is from RefSeq and is a predicted model, not a curated record. NCBI's taxonomy places the organism in Eukaryota, Fungi, Basidiomycota, Ustilaginomycetes, Ustilaginales. Bases 1 to 708 code for a protein of 235 amino acids. The transcript is spliced from 2 exons.